Molecule: messenger RNA, 1692 nt
Organism: Physcomitrium patens
Lineage: Eukaryota; Viridiplantae; Streptophyta; Bryopsida; Funariales; Funariaceae
Molecular function (GO): flavin adenine dinucleotide binding; oxidoreductase activity, acting on CH-OH group of donors
Source: RefSeq, a predicted model, not a curated record
AUGUCGGGUUUUACGGAGACAACGUACAAUAAUCUGAUCACUCAACAGAGCGAGACGCAGCAACGGCUGUUCGCUGAGUAUACCGGCAAUGGGCAAGAUUUUGACAUAGUGAUCGUGGGCUCAGGGAUUGGGGGCGGAAUACUAGCUGACGAUAUAGCGGAUAACAGCAAUAGAUUACGCAUUUUGGUGAUCGAGGCCGGCUCCUAUCUCUUCCCCACCCACGUUUACAACGUCAGUCGAUUUCCAAAUGCAUCUGUGGCGAGCAAGUAUGGCGUACAGAAUUUCACGCAGACGGGUGACGACAAUACCCAGUACUACAUUGGCGAGCAGCCGCAGCUUAACCUUGGUGGACGGUCAAUCUUCUGGUCUGGGCUUAUCCCCUCGGUGCAACCGUGGGAGCUUCAGUUCUUCCCCCCGAAUGUGCGAUCGCGCCUCAGUGCAGACCUCAAGGAAGCUCAGAACAAGCUCAAUGUCUCUGUGACGAUGGGCAACACGGCACAGAACAUUGUGAAAGCUCUUCAACAAAGCCCGCUCGCGGAGCACUUCGAUAUCAGGGAGACACCGCGAGCGUUGCAUCAACCCUAUCUGACACCAUCCGGCGCUCCAGCGAAGGAGUUCUUUCUUGAACCAACCGGGGUAUUCAACACCGCGGAGCUUCUCAUCAACCAAAUUGGCCUCAAACCCCAGGACCCCAACGCCGCUAACCAGAAUCGCCUUCAGCUGCUACUAAACCACUACGUCGAGUCUGUGGAAAAGCGAGGUGAUGGUCGCUGCACAUUGCAAGUGAAAGACAUCAUCGGAAAACGAAUUCGCCAAUUCACAGCAAGAGCCGUGGUGCUGGCGGCAGGUUCACUCGAAAGCCCCAAAAUCAUACGCCGGUCGCCUGUUUUCAACUCCUUAUCGCAGGCCAUUAAGGACAUCGUCGGGCAAGGAUUGACAGAUCACCCGACGACGAACUGGAUUCAAGGAAAUGUGACGCACAUCGGCAACACUGAGAUCCCUCGCAACGGCCAUGCGAAGAUCGUCUUCUACUCGAGAGGCUUGCGGGAAGCGGGUCCUGGGAGCCCCAUCCGGUACCCAUUCAACAUUGAGAUGAAUGUGAACCACGAGUACUGGCAUUUGCGUGAGAAUGAUCCCACCAGCCCAGAAGUCUCCGUGGGCAUCAAAGAGUCCGUCGUUGAGAUUAAGUUCAGCUUCGGCAACCUCCUCGACGACGAGAACACGCUAAACCUGUCCUCAGGAACGACAUAUGUCCCCCAGAUCCAGUUCAAAAACCUGAAGUGGAUGGACGACCUCUCCCAAAACCGGUUCAGGAAUCUAGCAGGAUGGAGGAAGACUAACCCGGAGAUAUUCGCAGUGCUCAACGACCUGGUAUACAAGAUCUUCUCGCAAUUUCGCAAAGACGGCGCACCAGCGUCUCCUGUGGGAUACUUGGGCCAAGACGGUCGCGGGUUCGGCUAUGGCACGGUCCAUCACUCAGUCGGCACGCUGCGCAUGCCGGCGACGAAUCGGCUCGACAGCGGCGAUUUCAGCGCGCCGUCGGUGGUGGACGAGGAUCUGAUGGUGCGCGGGCACCCUGGCCUGUAUGUGUGCGAUAUGUCCGUGCUACCCUACAGCUCGUCGGCGAAUCCUGUGCUGUCGCUCGCCGCGUUGACGUUACAGUUGUCGCGGCACCUGCGCAACACGUUGUAG